Prorocentrum cordatum is the source of this 2725-nucleotide messenger RNA. Lineage: Eukaryota; Dinophyceae; Prorocentrales; Prorocentraceae. The record is from the annotation of a GenBank genome assembly.
CAGCGUCUCACGUUGGGUGCAGUGGGUGCACUUUGAGUUUUGCAGUCUUGAGUUGUGCCGGGCUAGCCACGUAUCAUAUUUUGAGCCGCCAUCUCCGCACUAAUAAGUCACAAAAUUCCGUAGUCGUUUGGGCCCAAGCCCUUCACUACGAGCGCACAGCCUGUUGUCUGCCAACACCCGAUCCCUAAUUAUCCGCAGCGCUCGAUCAUAUGAGGCGGCUUCAGUGGGCCUGGAUUGCAAUCCUCGUCCCCGCGCACGUCUCGGCCGCGCGGCGCGUGCCGAUCGAUGGCGACGGGCGUAGCCGGGCGUCGCCAAUCUUCGACGGCAAGAUUGACGUUGCGCCGUUCUUCCAGAUGAGAGUGCUAGACAAGGGUAAUGCUCGUCUGAUCCAGGAUAGCCGCGACAAGUAUUUCGCCGGUGGUCGCGCGCACAAGUGUUGCUGUGAUGGAAAUAGUUGCAAGGUGUUCGAUUUAGCAGCGGUGAACUCAUGUGACGGCAGCACAUUCGGCGAGUUCCGGGACAGGGAUGGAUGCGGGUGUCUGGCUGGAUUUGGCUGGAAAAGUUUCCGAAAGAUUUCAUCAGGAGUUCACGCCAGCAUCAGCAUGUGCCGUGUCGGCGUCGCCGAUGCCAUGCAAACGUUCAACAAGAGCAGCGAACAGGAGUUGCAGCAGGCGCUCCAGGAGGCCGCGCAGAGGCGCAUCAUGACAGGCCAAACCGGAGAAUGGGUGGCGACAUACAGCGAGUGCCCCGCGACUUGUGGCGUCGCAAAGAUGCAAAAGGUGAGCAUGCAGCCCUCGGACAAAGUGCGGCAGGCUCCCGGUGCACCGCCAGCUUUUCCGGAUGAGAUCGAGUGCAGGGACAUCCGCUCUUGCAAAUACCAGUGCAGCAUGGGCGAUGAGUGUGGUUGGGGAUCCGUGUCCUGCGUGGAUGGCUCGGGAGCCCAAGGUACACUCUGCGCCGUGAGGGAGGUGUUGGACCCCACCUUCCCGUCGCCUGUGGACUACCGUCUCCACAACUGUUUCAAGCAGUGUGCACAGCCGCACGGGCUUCAAAGUCUGUGUGCAGUUUCGUCGAACCAUCUCGACGAGCAGUACGGGAGCCUAGCCACGCUCAUGAAAAACACGUGUUUCGAUGGCGAUGCGGAAAAGCCAGACGUUGUCGCGGUGAUGACUCAGGAAUUGAACCAUGCUUCUUCCAAUCCAAUGGCUUCAAACAAUUUCCCGUCCUUGGUGUCUGGAAACUCUUUGAAUGGCUACGUACGCGUCGGCAUAUGUGCACCACCGAUGUCUGCCAACACUGCCUUGUACGUCAAGGAUGGUAUGACCAGCCGAGUAUUCAACGAAAAGGUGUCUUGUGAGAUGAUGAAAAGUGAGUGCGGGUGGACGAACUGCAAGGGUAAUUCCAUCAUGACCGUUUACACCUCAAGUGGCACCCUGGUGGUCGGCAACUGGCAUGGCGCGCGCGGCCCUACAGUGAGUGAAGACCGCAUCAAAGAGUUCGAAGAGGCAGUUGGUUUCAUGUCGAGCGUGCUGCCCUUCCAGGGCAAGAAGCACGUCGUCUGGGGGGGCGAUACCAAUGUGCGCUCGGCGUUCCCAGACGGGUACCAGCCCUCGAAGGAGGUGCAGACGCCAGAGGAGAUUCAUGCGCUGAUUCUCUCCGACGUGCUGGGAAGGCCAGGUUGGUCUGUCGACGACCACUUGAGUGGCAGGGUAGGGUUCGACGCCACCGUCCGGGAUUACCUGCAGAAAUCGCCGCUGAGGCAGGCGCAGGAUUGGAACAAGCUCUGCCCCACUUAUAUGAAGAGCGACAAGCCUGCCCGGCUGGAGACGGUCAAGGAGUGGACCGGUGAGUACGACACGAACGUGUUCGGCUACAGGAGCAAAAGAAUGAAGAAGGUCACCCGUGAGCGCCCGAACAUCGCUUGCCGAACACCGGCGGACCAGCUGGCGGGCGGGGGCCCGCGAGUGGAAUACCUGAACUUUGCGCGCCCGGGCGGGGCGAGCAGCAGGGCUCCGUCGUGGACGGAGCGCAUCUUCCUGUCGGAGUCCCUCCACGGCAGCUGCGGCAAGCUGAUGAAGGACAUCCGCAACAGGCAGGACGACCACGACCCCGUCUUCGUGCGCUGCUCCCUCGCGGCCUGACGCGGUGUCUCUGUGCCCUGCUCCCCCUCGCCGCUGCCUGGUUGAGAUCUCACCAUCGCCGCACUGGGCACAGAGGACCGAAACGUCACCUGUCUACUGGGGGCGAGUUGUCAGUGCGUGGGUGGGGGGGCAUGGCUGCGCGGGCGCGUCGGCACUUGGAUGCGUGCGCUUGCAGGUGCGUGCGUGCAGCUAGCACUGCGCUGCCACUCAGCCGGCUGCUCUCUCUCUCUCUCUCUCUCUUUCUCUCUCUUUCUCUCUCUCUCUCUCUCUCCCUCCCUCCCUCCAUCCCUUUGUUAAGGGCUUCACGACUUCUGCCGUUCCUCGACUCGCGCUGGAGCGGCCACGAUUUGCUCAAAAUGUCCUUGGAGAUCUUUGGAUUUACCUGGAUUUGCCCAGAUUUACGCGCAUUCACCUGGAGCUACCUCGAUCUAUCAGCAUUUGCCUUCAUUUUUCUGGCCUGAUCCCCACAUAAUUCGAUGUGCGGAAAGUCGCCAAGCCCUUGGAGAUCCCUCAAUCCCUCUCUCCCUCUCUCUGAUUUUUCCUUCUCUCGGGGGAACCAACAGGUACUGAUACCGCUACUCCCC